Messenger RNA from Pneumocystis jirovecii RU7, 876 nucleotides. RefSeq lists its product as uncharacterized. The transcript has 3 exons. The coding region runs from base 1 to 876 and encodes 291 amino acids. Lineage: Eukaryota; Fungi; Ascomycota; Pneumocystomycetes; Pneumocystales; Pneumocystaceae. The record is from RefSeq and is a predicted model, not a curated record.
AUGAAAAAAAAAAUCAAGAAAGUAUCAGAAUCAAAAUCAGAUAGUAGUGCCGCAAAGAAUUUUGAAAAAUUUACAGGAAAAACAGAUAAACAUCCAAAUGAAUCAAAAAUAUGUGUGUUAGAAACACCGAAAUCUUUAUGUUCUCAUGAAACAAAAAAGAGGUUUUCGUUUUUUGGACGUAUUUGUCGUAAUAAGACAGGAAAAUCAUUGGAACCGCAUGUUUCGAGAGAAGGCUUUUCAAGUGAAUCUGUUUCAAAAAUCAAUGCGGAUGCAUCUACCUUUUGUUAUUCAACAUCAACAAUUUCAUUUUCCCCGAAAAUUUAUAACGAUACUCAAUAUGUAUCACCUAGUAAUUCUAUUUUUGACAAAUCUCAUGUUUUUGAACGUUCAGUUGACUAUUCAUCUUUAACUUUUUCUUCUCCAUCAACAUCUGUUUCAAUUACACCGUCUGUUUAUAAAAUGUGUUCAGCUGAUUCUAUUCACCAACAGAGAAUAGUUGACAAUCAUGUGCCUACUGUUUUAGAUGCAAGUAUGGAAAUUUUGAAUGAUUCUACUAAUAUGGACAACAUUGAAAUUGUUAGUAUUAAACGUCUUUAUUCACCAAUAGAAUCUUUUGAUCCCUUUCAACUCAAAGAUUCUUGGACAUCAUAUGCAUCUUCUUUAUAUACUAGAGAAACGUCACUUAGUUUUGUUUCUUAUGCUGAUCUUGUUAAUGUCGAUCAUUGUGAAACUUUUUCUCCCAUUCUGACAGUUACUAAUGGUUCAAAACUGGUAACAUUGUCUUCAGAUCCUGAACAUAUCUCUUUAGAACAGACAUUAUUAGGGGAAGGAGUUAAACGUUUGCUUUUUAAUUCAGAACGUAUCUCUAAUGGGUAA